AUGUCCUUGCCCACCGGGUACUACGCGUUCGAGUGGAGCGGUGGAACCUUCGAGGUGCAGCUGCGCCCGGGCGGCGAGUUUUGGUGCCCACGCUUCGCUGCGCCGGCGACAUGGCAGUUUUCCGGCGGCACUCUCGCCAUCGACUGGGGCAAGUAUGGCGAGUACGUCCUCCGCCUCUCGGGCGACGCGCUGGCGGGCGGGGCGCGCGGCAAUGAGUCGGACUGGCGAAAGAUGCGGUUUCUGCGCGCUUUCACGCCGCAGGAGGCGCUCGUGUCUGCUUCGGUGUGGCGGCUGCGCUCGGGCGACGAGGAGCCGCUGCUGGUUCAGUUCCGCGCGGACGGCCGGUUCGUCUGCCCGUCUCGGCCGGGCACCUUCUCGUACCGCCUCGAGGGAGAUUCGGUGCUGAUCGAGUGGGACAGCCUCUCGAACGACCGCCUUCAGCUCGACAUGGCCGCCAAGGCGAUGGCUCGGCGCGUCGGCCGCCCGCUGUCCGGCUUACCUGGAGCGGCUAGUGGUCCAUACUUCAACCUUACCCCAGUUGUUCACUAUCAGGCGCCGGCAAAGGCGAAGCUCUCGUGGGGCAUGGAUGUGCCGGAGUACUGCACGCCGGGCGCCCCGGCGAGCGGCGCGAGCGGCGGCGGAGGCUCGAACCGCGACUAG
This is a messenger RNA of Emiliania huxleyi CCMP1516, 660 nucleotides long. RefSeq lists its product as hypothetical. The transcript has 4 exons. The record is from RefSeq and is a predicted model, not a curated record. Bases 1 to 660 code for a protein of 219 amino acids. NCBI's taxonomy places the organism in Eukaryota, Haptophyta, Isochrysidales, Noelaerhabdaceae.